CACAAAAGUGGAGUAAUCUGAUAUUGGAGUAAGAAAUGUUGAGGUUAACACAUAUUUAUGGAUAGGAAUUAUCUUGCCCUGUGAGCCCUUGCCUACAAUUUCAUGUACAGAAAGGCUACUAUCACAUAUAGAAUACAACUAUGCACAAAACCUUUAUCUUUCUCACCAUAUUUAAUCCUGAAAUCUAAAAUCUUGUUUGUUUAAUUCUAUCAACAGUGGGGAAUUCACAAAAGUAGAGUAAACUAAUAAUGGAGUUUGUAAUAUUGUUGAAGUUAGAGGUACAUCAGCUCAAAAGUUUAAAGCCAAAUUUGCAUAGAAAAUGGGAUGGGCAUCCAAAGAACUCUGACACCGAAUCACUUGUGGAAUUCAGAGCAGGUGGAGCAGCUAAUAAAAUGGAUAGCACUAAGGUUGUUUCCACAUUCACACUGAGACCUUAUUAUGGUGCACAACAUACCCCUUAUAGCUAUGCACUCGGCAGCAGCACAGGUGAAUCUGUUAGUCAUUUGCUAAUCAGGACACCUGUUAAAGUGAUCCCAAAAAAACACUUUUUUUUUGUUAGGGACUGGGGACAUGUGUGAGAGCUGCUGUCAGAGGCUGUUGUCCACUGAUCAAAAAGAGCCAUUUCUCUCUCAUUGGCCAUUAAGUCCACUUUCCCCAGUCUACACAAUGGGACGGGUAGAGUUUUAUGCUCUCUGGUCUCUUCUGGAAGCUCCUCGCCAGCUAAUCAGCAAGGGUGGGCGAAUGAGUUUUCAGCUGCCUCUUCCACUGCCCCUUCCCAAGCAACUCAUUGUGUUUGGCCUUGGCGAAUGGAGCUCUUACACCAGGGACACUUGUAUCACAGUGCAGCUCGUAACUGGAGAGACACAGAAACAGCCUUUAGGCACACUGUCAGCUGACUCCAGGUUGGAUACCAGGUCCCUUGUGUGGGAAGGAGAAUGGAGUCGGAACAUUGUGAUGGAAUGUGUUAAGUUGGCUUCUCAAGGAAUUCCAGCAAAGCUUUCCCUUACAGUAACUGGGCAGGUGCUGAAAGCCCCAAAGUUCAGUAGCAGCACUCCAGCGAGAAGACGGCUAAGCGUGGGUGUUCUCAAGUCCCCUUUACUGUCUGAGAGUACCAUUGUACCUGUCAGAGCUCCAGAGGACAAGAGUCAGCCGGAAGAGGUCACAGAACUGGUAGUCGGUGGAAAAUUGAAAGAUUCUCCCCCUCUUAAAAAGGCAGCUGUAAAUCUGCCUCUCCACAGUAAACAGGGAGGAAAAGGUGGUCAGGGGAAUCUAAAGAAGUUGAACUGGAAGCCGAAGAACCCCCGUAGAUUACGCUUCAGCAGCAGAGGUUCUGAGGAAGGUUCUGAAGCAGAAGUGUGCCCUUCUCCACGGUGGUACCAUAGCAUCUGCCUUUGUGAUCCAGAGACUGCCAUUUUGAUUGGUGGGGAAGGAGCCAACCAGCAGCCCUACAGUGAUUUUUGGUUCCCCAUGGAUGAACUUUGUGCAGGCCCUUCCCCCCAGAGUUCUCGAGGCCACACUGCAACCUUUGACCUGGAGACAAAAAAAUUGUUUGUGUUUGGUGGUAUGAGGGAUCGAUGCAACUUUAACAAUGUGUACAUACUGGACACCGUGGAAUGGAAAUGGACACUGGUUACUGCAGUGGGGAAGGUGCCCACAUUGACCCACCACAGUGCUACAAUGUACCAGCGAGAGCUGUAUGUUUUUGGAGGACUAUGUCCACAGUCUGGGACAGAGAUUGGGGGCUGCAGCAACUCUCUUUAUAUCUUUAAUCCUGAUUACAAUAUCUGGUACCAACCCAUUGUGGAGGGUGAAAGGCCACUUCCCAGGUUUGGUCAUACUGCCACAUUGCUUGGGAAUCGUGUAGUGAUAUUUGGGGGGCGUCGUUCCCCUUCGCCAGUUUACCUAAAUGACCUUUACAUCUUGGACUUGGGGUACAUGGAAUAUUCAACAGUUUCUACUUCUGUGGAAAAACCUUCACCACGCAGUUUUCAUGCAGCAGUAAAGGUCUCUGAUCACAAGUUUCUGGUUCACGGAGGCUGCUCUUUGCUUGGGCCCCUUAGUGAUGCCUUCAUCUUUGAUAUAGAUACUUUAUCUUGGUGCUCUGUGAAGUUUGGGGAUUUGCCACCAAUGCCUCGAGCUGGUCACACUUUAUUGAACCUCACCUCAUCACAUCUGACAGAUGCUGAUAAAGAGAAGCACAAGGGACGUAGUAUUUGCAGUGUACUUAUCAUCGGAGGCUCAGAUGCUUCUGGAACUUUCUACUGUGACAACCCCAAACUGCAGUUGGAGCUUGACUGACCCUCCCCACCACAUUGUUAAACACAAAAACUAGAGCUUAAUUAGAAUAAAUCACUAAGAUUCUAUGAAAAUACCCAAUAGUUAUGUGCACUUGAAUUAUUUAGAUUAUUUAUAAAUCACAAAUGUCAUUUUAAUGGUUGUUGAAUCCCCUACAGAUCUUUGCUACUUCUUUGUUGUCACUUUCUUAUCUGAAAAACAACUUCAGGAUCCUUGUACAUAAAUGACAAGUUUAGCUGUGAUUAUGUAACUUCUGCAACAGUGACAGAGCAUACAGUUUCUGUAUAAAGCUGAAGAGGCAUAAGACAUGGUCUCUGUAGUAAAACAGAGAGGAGAGGAAGUGGAAAUAAGUUCUUCCUUUGGAGUAUGAAGAUAAGUGAGAAAGCACAGCUAAGCAAACAAAAAACCCAGCAAAGAAUGAAAGAUUAUAAACAUGAGUACAAUAUACUUGGAUUGGUUUAUGAAUAUCUGUGUGCUGUGAAGGCAUGGAGCACUAUAUAUGUAGUUGCAUGUUAGAUAUCAAGCACUGGAGUGGUUCAAAACCGUUAUGCCCUUUUGAUUUUUUGCAUCACACCCCUCUUCAUUAUUCAUGAAAUUUUAUUGUAAUAGUGACUUAUAAAAGUGGAAUGAAUCUGUCAAAGCUGAGCAAGCGUCAUUUAAACCAGCAAAACUGGAGCCUUAUCCAGCAAGACAGAGAUGGAUGAAGUUAUGCUCUAAGUUCCUCAGGCGUAUCAGGCUGGCGAGAUGGGUGGCUAACCUGAAAUGCUUCCAUCUGCAGUAGAGACUCAUUAAUCCUUACAAUGGUGGGAUAUGGGGAAAGGUCGACCUUGAACCUGAAAGAUUUUUUUUUUAAAAAAAGUAAUAACAGCAGUGAAAAUGUGUAAGAGGCACUACAUGCAAUAAAAAAAACAUUUUUGAUGAAGUUUUGAUUGGAAAAAACUAGCCUCAAGUUUACCAACUCAGGUUUACUGAAAUAUUAUAUAUAUUUGUUAAAAUACUGCUGUUUGAGUUAGUGGGCUACAUUAUUACUAUUAUUAUUAUUACAUGGAUAAAGCCAUAGUUGGACUGGCCCAAUGGUAGAAAUUACUGGUAGGCUCUGGAUUUGUGCAUUGUUUUCAUAGUAAAAGAAACCGUGAAUGUGUUUCUUUAAAGAAAUUAUUUGAAGAAAUUACUGAUAUAAGAUGCUUGGGGAAGCCAAAUUGUAAAAGAAAAUCAAGGGAAAAAGAUAGGAAAGCUAAUUUAAUAUUGGGGUGAUGGUGUCAAGGAAAAGACACACAAAAUGUAUUGCCCUUUCUAAUCAGAACAAUCCAGCAAAACUGUUAUUUACUGGGCUGGAAUGCUGGG
This is a messenger RNA of Xenopus laevis (African clawed frog), 3639 nucleotides long. RefSeq names its product protein GLUTELIN PRECURSOR ACCUMULATION 3. Bases 571 to 2298 code for a protein of 575 amino acids. The transcript has 12 exons. The record is from RefSeq and is a predicted model, not a curated record. NCBI's taxonomy places the organism in Eukaryota, Metazoa, Chordata, Amphibia, Anura, Pipidae.